GCUACCUUGGUACUGUUUACUUCAUUGUCGUGAAAUGCGUUUGUGAAUUUAUUCUUUUGACAAACUAUACGCAAUUUCAGUGCUCCGAUGUAACUAAAAUCGAUUCACACAAAGAAUUAAUCGUCAAGCUGACGCGAUGUUAAUCCAAAAUGAUAAAGAUCGGUGUUGCGCUGCUGUGAAAUAUAAGAGUAAGCUAUUUUCUGAAUCGCACGGAGUCUUCGAGAAAACGUGUGAUUACAUCGUAAGAAAUUGAUGUCGUAAUGUGUGGAAUCUCACUCUCCUAUUGUUGUUACCAUGUUCUCAUGCGUCGGCGGCGACGGAAUACUGAGGAUUAAAUGCACGUUAACAAACGAACGGACACUCCGUUGCGGAGAAGGAUUCUAGUUUCAGUGACAACGCAAUUCGACAGUGAAAUGGACGGUUUAAGAACCGGUGUUGAACGUAUUACCAUAUGUGUUCGCUUUCCUAUCGCGAUUUGUUGAUAAUUUAUUCACAUUUUCUAAUCGCACAAGUGUGCGCCUUGUGUGUGUUUGACCGAUGUCACCCGGGAUGUCUCGUUGAUGCUCGUUUGAAUAGAACAAAUCGUGCAAGUGAAAGAGAAACAUUGUCAUCUUUAUUUCAAGUCGUGUGUGAGAAAGAGAAAGAUAACGUAUAUAUGUCAACGAGACAGGUAGAGCACGGAAGAAUAAAAGAAAACGGGUCAUCUUCUUGUCACGGUGAAAGAGAGAGAGACAUUACAAGAAAAAAAGGAAACGAAAGAAAAAGCGGAAAAGUGAAUGGAUGUGGAAGCCGGAUGUGUAAAAAUAGUAGAAGCGAUCAAAGAAGAGAAUGAGAAACAUCUAGUUCGCAAAAGGAGAAAAGGAAAGAUCAAGAAGAGACGAUCACAUCGUGAGUUGCACACGGAAAGGUGUCUUGCAUACUGUUGUAUACCGUAGAAAGGAUACACGAUGGCUGAGGCUUUGAAUGUCCCGAGGCCUGUGAGCGUCGUUGCCGUCGAUGGUGCUGCUGUGGACAACGUGAGGAGCGACGCAGAUCGAGUACAAGAAACACGAGACAAUACUCGAUGCUUUACUUCGACGGAAGCCCAGACGGAAUUGGCAAUUGACGCGAAUAGAUCGAUAAAUCAGAUCGAAGAUGUUGGUAUCCGAGAUAUGCGUAGACGGGAGCGACGAGUACGCAGACAGUAUCGUCGCGCUUUAAGAUCCUGUUCCUUACCGUCAACAUAUCCCGGAGCUGUGCCAGGUUGUCAAACAGCUUCGACUGCAUUAGGAGUGCCUUUAGUGCCACCUCCUAGAGGCUUUCUUCAUCCACCGCCGUCGCAUUUGGGUCUCAGAGGUCUUAGUCUCGGACUACCGUUUCCUGUACCUACUAGUGUCUCUGCUUUUGGCAGGAACACAGUACCAAAACAGUGUUGCGGUUUAGGUUCCCCAUCAGUACGUUGGUCUAUACUAGGUGUCGGAUUCAUUGGUCUUGUUUGUGCCGGUGCAGGCACUCUUCUUGGCGCUCUUAAAGCUUCCGGUCGUGAUCACCUCGUAGGAAUAUUCAUGACCGGUAUAGGAAUACUUUUAGUGUUUGUAAGCGCAGUGGCAUGGCGAUUUACUAACCAAAACUACUGUGGUAGUUUAUUUGGUUUUGCAAGUAUUUCUGGCAGAAUACCUCCUGCUAGACCAGUACAUCCAUAUGCCGCUAUGAUCUAUCCAGAAUUCCAGUUUAGAACACCACCACCGAGUUAUCAGGCUAGUAUGCAGGAGUAUAGACUUCGAUUGUUGUUAUUGGACCGAUUACAGCCUACAUCGUCACCACCACCAACUUAUAGAUCUAAUACGGGAAGUAUCAUAACCGCUAGCAGAGUAAGAGAGAGUCGACCACCAAGUUAUUGCGCUGAGUCGAAUAUUACACCGAAUACCGUCACUCUAGUACCCUCGAAGAAGGAUGCAAAUCUUGUCAGGAUUGUUCAAACUGAAUCCGAGCCGGUUAUUCUUAGUGGUGAUCAAACGCCACCCAUAGCUGCAGUCGAAGUAUUGGCGCAUCUUUAAAUUAAGAAGUUAUUUUAUCUGGCC
Molecule: messenger RNA, 2060 nt
Organism: Pseudomyrmex gracilis
Lineage: Eukaryota; Metazoa; Arthropoda; Insecta; Hymenoptera; Formicidae
Exons: 6
Coding region: 948-2036 (362 amino acids)
Source: RefSeq, a predicted model, not a curated record